CGCCUGUGUGUUGAAGCUCACAAGUUUCGUUUCGUGGAAGGAAUAUAGACUGCUUUAAGCAACUCGCAAAGAGGACGUGAGCUGACGUGCCAAAGGCCAUAUCACAAUGGAGGAGCCUGAGGUAACGGAAGUGACGUCAGUGCCUAUUACCAUGGAGAUGAACAGGUCUGAACACGACGAGAACGCGGUCCCCAAUCCAGAAUUCCAGACGCUUAGCCAGAAAUUGAAGGCCCACUACGAGAAGGGCUAUAAGAGACCAAAGGCAGACAAACUGAGGAACCCAUUAACCCCUGAGGCUAUCAACAGCGUCCUCAGCUAAGCUCAUGCCGCUGGUCACCGACCAGGGAGCAGUCAAUGGCCAGGUUCCUGACCACGGAUCCACCAAGAAUGAGUACCCUGGACCACCUCAAGCCGUCUGCAGCAUAGAACGAGAGUCAGCGAUCGACUUGGCUAGGGAGGCCGAGAUUGCCAACUCAGAAAUGGACAAAAGGGAGAACCAGAAGUUGAGUAUUAAGGAUUUGAUUUCUGAUUCUGAGGAUGAAAAACGUCGUCUAGUCACAAACUCGCCGCCUCUCGUUUCAUCAUUAAUGUCUGCAGCACCAUCUUUGUUGUCAGGGUUAAAUGGAAGCAACAGAAAUGGCGUAGGACCAAUAGAGGAAACGAUACCAAGACAUGAGGGUGUCAACGAUUCGUUCAUAUCACCCACACCGAGUACCACACAAACGAAAGAGGGCGUGGUGACCAAAAUGUAUCCUUAUUGGUCGUGGGCACCGUGUUUUGACUGCGGCUGGACACGCCCACCUCGCUGUCACCACUGUCCAGUAUGCAAAAGCUGUGUCCUCAAGAGAGACCACCAUUGCUUUUUUGCUGGCGCGUGUGUCGGCUACAGAAAUCAUCGCUUCUUCUUCGUAUUUCUCAUCUGGGCAUGGCUUGGUGCAGUGUACGCUACAUUCCACGGAUUCCCCUACAUCAGUAUUUACCUCUGGAACGAGAUGUCCUGGGUCGACGUCGUUUUCCCAGUGUCUAUCGUCAGGUAUCUCCUCGGAUACGUCUCCUUCCAGGUCGCUCUUUCUGUCACCACUCUCUCCUCCCUCGUAUACUUCGACGCCCUCACGACUAUGUUCAUCUACGCCCAUUGCUGCCUCAUCUCAUGGGGUCUCACGACGUUUGAGAAAACUUUCGUCAGACGCUCAGUUGAGAUUAAGGACACGAGGACACUAAAUCAGAAAAUCCGUGCCGUGUUCGGACAACGCUGGAUCAUGGGAUUUUUUCUGCCCACAAACUUUUUGUACGAGCCAGAGGAGGAUCCAAUAGAGUGGCCAGACAUCCGAGUCUUUAAGCAUUGAUUAUGUUGAAAGAAAUGUUUUAUAGUAGGGGUUGAAGAUAAUUUUAAAAACUCAUUCUAUCAUAUUAAUUUUACUAAGGGUAAAAAGAACCACUUUGGGACGAUAACAGCUAUUUAGUACACAUUAUGUACAGGGGAAAUGACAAAAAAAAGACUAGAUCUAGAUCUACCAGAUGAAAGAAAAGAGGAAACACAUUUUUUUAGAGGAAUCUCCAACUAUGGUGCAGUUUUACCGUUCACUUUAAAGCUCAAAAGCAUAACGGGUUUAUAUUAUGUAAGUUUUUGUUAUGUUUUCUUGACAAUUAAUUAACGACUGACUGAACCAGGAUAUGUAUAUUAUGAUAAAAGUUAUAUCGAUGUCUGAUUGAUUUGGAUUGUCAACCCUCAGUACACGGGCGCUGGUCUUAGUAAACACCCCUCAGACCUUUGCCAUUACUUUCACGCGUGCCUCAACCACAAGUGGUCUUGUUUGAUGAAGCUUUAAUUCAUAUUUUCACAUAAUAGGGUUAUUUAAGAGGGUGCAAUAUCCGAAUUCAUUGUCCAUCUCUGAGAAAUACAAGGCCAACCGGGGAGAGGACCAUUAACUCACGAGGGCGCUCAUUCUGGUCUUUCGAAAGCUUGAAAACGUGCCACAGUGAAGUACAAAAAGAAAGUAUACUUUUCAGUUUUGUUUUCUUUUUCUGAAACUUUAAAAAGGCUGGCAACUAGAUCUACGUGCAUACUGUGAAAUGCUCGGGUUCGUGCUUGUGGAUGAAAGUUUGAAAUGAUGUUGUGCCAAAACUUUAACUUCGGACAUUAUUAUGUGUACGCUACGUCGGUAAAGAUUUGACUCCCCAAACAACAUAGUUAAAAAUGAAGUUGGCGUGGUCGCCACUACGAGGACUUGAAGUCUAAAACAUCACCAAGGCAUGGGUAGCUUUUACAAGUUAUUAAUGGUUAUUUGGACUUGGGUCUGGGAGGUCUGCAUCAAAAUUCAGCGUAAUAAUACUGACUGACAUAUUAGAAUUCCCCUCGCAGGGUAAAUAUCUUGGAAUUUUCAGUCAAGAACUUGGGUGCAGGGUCUUGGUGGCUCAAACGACCAGGGCUCGCUCGAAGGGCUAAAAUCAUACUGGCAGAGGUUGUGUUAACGAAAGCGUCAUUAACGAAGUGAGGAGAGACUGAAAAGUGUGAUAAAUAGAACAGACAAUAUUAUUAUCACGUUUCCCAGUUAUCGAGUCGCAUUUAACUCAGUGUCAUGAAUAAUGUCAAGCAGUGUCGGUGACACAGUAUCUGGUGGGUGGUAACAUGAGUGUGUUCUUUUGUAUGACAUGUCAGUCUUGGACAGAAAAACAUGGCGCUGCAGAGUGAGUACUUGUAGGCCUAAUGGUAGAUAGGUGUGGUCUGUAUUACGAUAUUAAUGAUAUUGUGUAAUGUGUGCUGCUGCUGAUUUGAUGUCUAGAUCUGUUCAUGUGUGAUUUCUACUUGCCAUUGUUACCCAAGCUUCACUCCUGGGAGCAAUAAAAGUCAUAUUAAUUUUG
Aplysia californica (California sea hare) is the source of this 2862-nucleotide messenger RNA. RefSeq lists its product as uncharacterized. Gene Ontology annotation, molecular function: protein-cysteine S-palmitoyltransferase activity. NCBI's taxonomy places the organism in Eukaryota, Metazoa, Mollusca, Gastropoda, Aplysiida, Aplysiidae. The record is from RefSeq and is a predicted model, not a curated record. Gene Ontology annotation, biological process: peptidyl-L-cysteine S-palmitoylation; protein targeting to membrane. Gene Ontology annotation, cellular component: endoplasmic reticulum; Golgi apparatus.